This is a messenger RNA of Dovyalis caffra, 747 nucleotides long. Lineage: Eukaryota; Viridiplantae; Streptophyta; Magnoliopsida; Malpighiales; Salicaceae. The record is from the annotation of a GenBank genome assembly.
AUGGAAGGCAAAUGGUUAGCACUUUUAUUUCUCUUCACAGUGCUCCAUCCUAUUCCAACUGCAAGUGCAUUUGGAGACUAUAAUAUCUCUGAAUCUAUGGCACAGUGGAUGAUUUCUGCUUGUAUGACGGAUAGGACGUGCAGGCCGGGUCGAGCGAAACAAGCUUUUGGCAUUCAUGGGCUCUGGCCUGUUAAAUCUGCGGGAAAGGCAGUUGUUUCAUGCAGGCCCUGCCACUCCUUUGAGGCCAGAAAGCUCCCACGCGCCCUCUUUGAACAAUUGGUAAAUUUAUGGCCAUCACUCUAUGAUGAUAGAUAUUACGAAUUUUGGAAAUUGGAGUGGGAGAAGCAUGGGUGUUGCUUCGAUGACAGCGGCUAUCCUAAGGAAGCGCUGGCUAAUUACUUUCAGACAGCCUUUUCCCUGGCACAACGUUACAAUAUCUGGGCGUAUCUAACUAGAGAAGGUAUAAAAGUAGAUGUUGCCUAUGAUGUAAGUGUCAUUACCGACGCAAUCAAGAAGGGUUUAGGAGAUGAGAGCAAUGUUGUUCAAAUCCAGUGCCGCAGGCUCAAAGGCAAAUUGGUGGUCACUCAGAUCUUCGUGUGUGUCAAUAAGAGAGCCACGGCUCUAACACAGUGCCCAACAGGAAGGCAAAUCCGUAAAUGUGGGGACAGAGAGUUCUAUCCCAAUACUUGCACGAAUGUAAUUCAGCUUGCCAAGUCAAUAGCUUCUUUCUCGUUGAUGGAAGCUUAA